Amoebophrya sp. A120 is the source of this 2377-nucleotide messenger RNA. The record is from the annotation of a GenBank genome assembly. NCBI's taxonomy places the organism in Eukaryota, Dinophyceae, Syndiniales, Amoebophryaceae.
AGGGUCACGCAUCGAGCCCGUCAUUAAGACAUUUGCUGUACAAUAGAAACGCGCAUGCACUACCAUCUAUCAUUUUUCUGUAGAAUAUAUGUUUUCAUCAACAUCUAGGCACCAUUUGAUCUCGCUCCGCGCAUUUUGUGUAUGAUUUUUGUGCAGUACUACUAUCACCAUCUUCCACCCAUCUUCCACUGACUUUUGAGAACAACGAUGACGAACCCAACUUUUGACCUUUUGGCGCAGCCAAAGCUAGACCGGCGCGACCUGAUCGGGCGGCUCUACUUUGAGCACGGCUGCGACAACAGCUUUGGCACCUUCGCGACGGAUUUUCUGAAUGCCGCCGUGCAAAUUUUCCUGACCUACUGGUUUUUAUCCCGCGCGCGAUGGACGAUCGGGAAUAUAAUAUCGCCAACCGCCGAGAUCAUGGAGGGGAAACAAGAUUCGCAGUCCUACACGGCGCGGCGACUACAGCAGCUCCUGCAGAGCUCGCAGAUGAACCUCUUUCUCUUAUCAAAGUGAAAAAAGCCCCCACCCCAUAUCGGAAGCGGAAGAUGCGCGAAUUUGUGAUACUGUAUUUGAGUACACAAAUCGACUUGUAUUGCUAGUAGAAGGCCAAGAGACGAAGCUGCGGCCUGAAUUGCAGGGAAUCUGUCAUGCUGUUUCCCACUUCCUGUUGCCUCCUGUCAUCCUGGAGCUGCAAGGCUUUCCCACGCUAGGCAGCACUACAGUCCGCAUCUUUUGCCUUCUAGCAUCACAAAGCUGUUUUGUGACCACAAAUCUGCAUCACAGAUUUCCGUUUUGAUAUGGGGAGGGGGCAUUUUUCAUUGUAAUAUCUCUACGAACUGUCUUGGUACAGUAUCGCGCUCGGCACCUUUUUCGGCGGAGUGCUGCACCUGCUGUGCACGUCUGACGACCCGGCCGAACGGCCGAUAGACCACCUGCUUUGGUCCGCAACCGGGUUUUUAUGCCUCGCGGGGUCGGCCUUCCUGUGCCUGCUUGCUUGCCGGAUGCGGCGCGAGCUGCUGUCGCAAGACGUGAACACUCCCAUGGUGGAGCAAGGAACAUCAAGAAUUAUCACCGGGGAAUUCGGAGCACCGGGCUCUUCGAGCAGAAACGUAGUUCUAGCAGGCCCUAACAGUACAACUGGCCCUGAAAUAGCACUGAGUUCGCGAGCGAGCGUUGCGGGUCCGUCCAGAAGUAGCACUUCGGCAUCAACGAGGGGAAGCAAGAAGAGCCCGCUACGCGACCACGACCAGCAUGCAAAAGCGUUGGUGUUCCCUGGAAGCGAAGCGCAGCCUCUUCUGCAACGGGGGAAAGGGUUGAAUGGCCUGUGCGUGAGAGCAUUCACUGAAUAUUCCGAGGACCUGGUUAUCACGGUAACAACAAUUCUGCUGUGCCUCACGCACUUCGUUGUCGCGCUGCCAUUCUUGGUACUGGGGGGCUGCUACCUAUUCGCGUGGUUGCUGCUCGGCGGAGUCGUUGCAAGGUAUUGAUAGUCUGAGGUUCUGCAUUUUUUUUGUUUUGUCUUGUUUUGGCGAGUUUCUGUUUCAUAAAAAGAAAACCUUUGCACGUGAAUUGCUUUUCCACAAAAUAAACAGGUACACCAAAGCGUUCUGCGUAUGCGGCACCAACGCACCGCUGGUGUUUCUCUUCGGUCUCGUAGUCGCAAUUAGUGCCUUUGCAGUGCAGACGACACUCGGGCGCGCGUGCGGCGCCGCUUGGAUAGAAAACCCAACCGCAUGCGCUCUGCACCCAAUCAUGCCGCACGUGAAUCACAACGCGCUCAGUCACUUCGUCUUCCUUAUCAAAUGUAAAAAUGUCUGGGUCUCCUGGAAGAAUGCGCGACUUGUCAUGCAGCGUUUCCAUGAUCCAUGAGGCCUGGAAUGCAGGGCCUAGCAUGAUAGAUUCUGUGCGAUCUCUCUCAUGCCUAUCCUGCAUGAGAAACUCCCUCGCGGCAACUUGGUCAAAACUGGACGACUUUUGGUAAUCAUGCAACACAGAUUUUUGCAUGCUUCAGGUUCCAGGGUUCAGAGUUAGCAUGACAAGUUGCAUUCUUCCAGACCCAGACAUUUUUACAUUUGAUAUUCCUUUUCGCGACACCAUUUCUGAUCGUCGGCGGUUCCAGAAUAUUUGGGAAAAACGCAACUGCGUCGCCGGCGCUGUCCUGACAAACACAGUUCUUGCAGACCUAACAACCACGGCCGAAUUUGAUGAUGGACAAUCUUUUCACCAGCGACAUAAUUUCUACGCACAAAAGCCUCGGAUAGGCGGCUGCUUCCGGGGAUAUCGAAAUCAUUAGAUUUUGUUUGCGCGAGGACUGAGUUCUUUUUUGCGAAUUUUCAAGUGCUUCGAAAGAAGAGAAUUUUUACGCUACACGGAC